AUGUUCUGGAUUUUUAGCUUUGGGCUCCUGUAUGUUCCCAAUUUUGGGUGUGCCUUUACUGACAAUGAAUGCUAUGUAAGAGUCAUGGAAUAUUUUUACCAUGAAGGAGAUGUGACGAUUGGUGCAUUUUUUCCUCUUCAUAUUUUCUACACAGGCAAAAAAGUUCCUCAUGAAUAUGUGCCAUACCAUUAUGGGGACCUUCACAUACAAUAUAAGUUUAAGAACUACAAGUUUGUUCUGGCCCUGGUGUUUGCCAUUGAAGAAAUCAACAGAAAUCCUCAUCUUCUACCCAACACAACCCUGGGCUUUGAUCUUUAUAAUGUCCCAUUUACUGAAAAGAGUAUUCUUCAUAGUGCCUUUUUUUGGCUCACAAGAAUGAGCAUUCCUCUAGCUAACUACAACUGUGGGCAGAAGAGAAAGUCACCUGCUGCACUCACAGGGACAGCAUGGGCAACAUCUUCCCAUAUUGGGACACUGCUACAACUCUACAAAAUACCACAGCUCACCUUUGGGCCAUUUGAUUCUAUCUUAAAUGACCGAGGUCAAUUUAAGUCUCUCUAUCAGAUGGCCCCCAAUGACACAUAUCUGUCACUUGCCAUAGUCUCUUUGAUGCUUCAUUUCAGCUGGUCUUGGGUUGGUUUGAUCCUCCCAGAUGACCAUAGAGGGACUCAGAUACUGUCAGACUUGAGGGAAAAUAUGGAGAGUAAUAACAUCUGCAUAGCCUUUUUGAAAAUGAUCUCUGGUACCUGGAAUUCAUUUUCCAAUAUAAUAUGGAAAAAUAUUGAAAUUAUUUCAGAAUCAUCAGCAAAUGUGAUUGUUAUUUAUGGGGAUAUUGUUUCUUUACAAGGCUUAAUGAGACAUAUUUCACAACUCUUAGUGACAUGGAAAGUCUGGGUCUUGAACUCUCCGUGGGAUUUUGACAGCCAUUCUGAUUAUUUCAUGGUAGAGUCAUUUCAUGGGAGCCUCAUUUUCUCACACCACCAUGAAGAGAUGGUUGAGUUUAUUAAUUUCAUUCAAACAGUUAAUCCCUAUAAAUACCCAGAAGACAUUUAUCUUCCUAAGUUUUGGUAUUUGUUCUUCAAGUGCUCAUUCUCUGAGUCUGAUUGUCAACUUUUAGAGAACUGCCAACCCAAUGCUUCUUUGGAGUUGCUUCCCAGGCAUGUUUUUGACCCAACCAUGAGUGAGGAGUCCUACAAUAUAUACAACGCUGUAUAUGCAGUGGCCUACAGUCUCCAUGAGAUGAAUCUUCAGCAAAUACAGAUACAAGCAUAUGAUAAUGGAGGGGCAUUCUUUCCCUGGCAGCUACUACCUUUCCUAAAGAAUACCCUACUGAAAAAUUAUGUGCGAGGUCACACAUUAAUAGAUGGAAGGAAAAAAAUAGUUUCAGAGUAUGAUAUUCUCAAUUUUUGGAAUUUUCCAAAGGGUCUGGGAUUAAAAGUGAAAGUGGGAACUUUUUCUCCAAAUGCUCCCCAGGGGCAACAGUUCUCUUUGUCUGAGCAUCUAAUAGAAUGGCCAGUAAAAUUUACAAAGAUUCCUCGGUCAGUCUGCAGCGAGAGCUGUAGGCCUGGAUUCAGAAAAGCUUCCCAGGAAGGAAAGGCUGUCUGUUGCUUUGACUGCACUCCUUGUGCAGACAAUGAGAUUUCCAAUGAGACAGAUAUGGAUCAUUGUGUGAAGUGUCCAGAAAGUCACUAUGCAAACUUAGAGAAGAACUACUGCCUCCAGAAAUCUGUGAGUUUUUUGGCCUAUGAAGAUCCCUUGGGGAUGGCCCUAACCAUAACAGCAUUGUGCUUGUCUGUACUCACAGCUACAGUCCUUGUAGUCUUUGUGAAGCACAGAGACACACCAAUUGUCAAAGCCAAUAAUCGGGCUCUCAGCUACACCUUGCUAUUGACACUCAUCAUUUCUUUCCUCAGUUCCUUGCUCUUCAUUGGCCAGCCCAACACAGCCACCUGCAUCUUGCAGCAGAUAGCGUUUGGAAUUUUGUUCACUGUGGCUCUCUCCACAGUGUUGGCCAAAGCUAUAACAGUAGUUAUUGCAUUCAAAGUCACUGUUCCAACGAGAUUGGUGAGGUGGUUAAUAGUAUCAAGGGCCCCUAAUUUCAUCAUUCCCAUUUGCACACUGAUUCAACUUGUUCUGUGUGGAAUAUGGCUGGUUACCUUUCCACCCUUCAUUGAUCAAGAUACUCAUGCUGAGCAUGGUAACAUCAUCAUUGUGUGCAACAAGGGUUCAUCAAUUGCCUUCUACUAUGUCCUGGGAUAUCUCUGCUCUUUGGCACUUGGGAGCUACACUGUGGCUUUCUUGUCCAGGAAUCUUCCUGAUACAUUCAAUGAAGCCAAGUUCCUGUCAUUCAGCAUGCAGGUAUUCUUCUGUGUCUGGGUCACCUUCCUUCCUGUCUACCAUAGCACAAAGGGGAAGAUUAUGGUGGCUAUGGAAGUCUUCUCUAUUUUGGCUUCCAGUGCAACACUUCUUGGCUUGAUCUUUGUGCCUAAGUGCUAUAUUAUUUUGUUAAGACCAGAGAAAAACUCCUGCCUUGCGAUCAGGCAGAAAACCCAUUCAAGAAAGAAUAGUCAUUUAUAA
This is a messenger RNA of Psammomys obesus (fat sand rat), 2577 nucleotides long. RefSeq names its product vomeronasal type-2 receptor 116-like. Bases 1 to 2577 code for a protein of 858 amino acids. Gene Ontology annotation, biological process: G protein-coupled receptor signaling pathway. Gene Ontology annotation, molecular function: G protein-coupled receptor activity. The transcript has 6 exons. Gene Ontology annotation, cellular component: membrane. The record is from RefSeq and is a predicted model, not a curated record. Lineage: Eukaryota; Metazoa; Chordata; Mammalia; Rodentia; Muridae.